Messenger RNA from Pestalotiopsis fici W106-1, 309 nucleotides. RefSeq lists its product as uncharacterized. The coding region runs from base 1 to 309 and encodes 102 amino acids. The transcript is spliced from 2 exons. The record is from RefSeq and is a predicted model, not a curated record. Lineage: Eukaryota; Fungi; Ascomycota; Sordariomycetes; Amphisphaeriales; Sporocadaceae.
AUGCGCCCUUUGACGCCGCUGACCCUCGCUAUCGUGCAUCCGAUAAACAUUUCCGUCGCCAUCGAGCUGUCGCACCCGCUGUCUCAAGGCUCAGUGCACAUCACCAGCGCCACGGACGAGCACACCGAUACCAACGAGGGAGUGAGUGUUGACCCCCACUAUCUUGUGAACUCGCUGGACCUCAAGAUUCUGGCUCGCCAGGUCCGCUUUACCAAGGACGCCAUUACCCGCGCGGAGCCGAUUGUGCGCCACCUCAAGUCUUACUACCAAGAGACUGUGCCUACCAUUAUACUGGCAAGUGCUCCAUGA